AUGGCAGUAAGGAAGAUCGUCUUGCUGCCCUGUGCAGAAACAGAGCUGCAAGCAAAGGGCAUCUGCACCGGCUGGGCCCAAGAUGGGCUGAGCUCCAGAGGGAAGGAGCAGGCCGAGCAGGCCGGCAAGCUCCUGACGGAUGCUGGCUUCAGCUUCGAUGCCCUCUUCACUUCGGUUCAGAAACAGGCCGUUUGCACUGGAUGGCUGGCGCUAAUGCAAGGCGAUCGCGUGGCCUUGCCGCAUAUCCAGAACUUCCGACUGAACGAUCGGCACUGGGGAGUGUACCAGGGCAAGGCCAAGCCUUCAGCGGAAGAGGAUCCCAAGGAGGCCGCUCCUCCGGCAGUGGGCAUCUCGGAUGCCGCGCAUCCCUCCAACGAUCCCUUGUACAGGGGUGUGCCCGCCAGCGCACGACCCGGCUCCGAGUCGAUGAAGAUGGUGGUUGACCGAACCCGUCCAUUUUGGCACGAUGCCAUCGCGCCCUUUCUGCUGAGUGGCAAGACGCCGCUGGUGGUGGCGCAUGAAGGGUCCGUUAGAGCCAUCUGUCAGGGGCUUGAAGAUGACACGGAUGCAGAGGCACUUGAAUACGAAAUCCAGCCUGGGGUGCCUCUCGUAGUCGAGCUUGACGAGGAGCUGGAGUAUCGAAAGCGGACAGCUCUGCUGGCAAGUGGUGUCGCAAAAGCAAGGAGAUUCAGCCUAGCGCCUGCGGCAGGUCCCGCCCUCCGGCAGGGACCCACUCCCAAGCCCAAGGCUAAAGCCAAGGUGGCGGAACCUGCAAAGCCGAAGGAGGACUACACAGUGGAAGUUACGGUGCAAGGGGCCAAGGGGCUUCGUGAUGCAGAUUGGUUCACGGGCACAUCUGACCCAUAUGUGAAGUGCACCGUCUCGGGCAAGGGCAGCGGGGAGUUCCGCACGCCGACGCUGUCGAACAUCCGAGCAGAGGUCAUCAAGUGGAACCAUCUGGAGAAGAUCCAGCUCAAGCACGGAGACUCGUUAGACUUUACCGUUUACGACGAGGACACGGGGAAGUCUGACGACUUCCUCGGCACAUGCACGUUGCGUUUUGACGACAUCCUGCAGGACUUCAGUGGCACCCUGAAGCUGGUGGACGAGAAGGGCAAGGCCAUGCCUGGCAAGACCAAGAAAGGUGCAUUCCUCACGGUGGCCGUGAAAGAAAUGGAUUGA
Molecule: messenger RNA, 1182 nt
Organism: Symbiodinium sp. CCMP2592
Lineage: Eukaryota; Dinophyceae; Suessiales; Symbiodiniaceae
Source: the annotation of a GenBank genome assembly